CACACUUUCUUCUUGAUAGGGUAGUUUGGUUCAACAAAUGGAUGCAACCGAGACAGAAAAAAUCUACGUUGCAGUUGGCUAUGAUAUUGUAGAUGGAUUUCAAACUUUGAGUUGGGCGAUGAAGAAAUGGAAUUCCCAUCCUUGCUCUAUUGUCAUUCUUCAUGUGAAUUACAACACUUCCAAGAAAUAUGUUCCCACACUCCGUAUUUUCCUUACAUUUGUGUCUCAAUUUUCUUUUUCAUUACAUUUAAGUUCAAUUGGGUUUCAUCACUUUGGUUUUGGGAUUUUGUUGCAGUCGGAAAACUCCCUGCAAAAGGCGCGUCUGAAAAGAUACUGGAACGUAUCCGGAAACAUGAGCAAAGGAUAAUCCAGAAGCUCCUUUCCAAGUAUAUAGCUUUAUGUGACAAUGUGCCAGCUGAAACACUUGAAGUUGAGAAAUUUGAUGAGCCAAUGGAAAAGCGCACUAUAGACUUGAUCCAUGGUCUAGGAAUAACGAAAUUGAUCAUGGGAUUUUCAUUCAUGAAGCCUUCCUUGAAAUCGGAAGUUGACGUUAACGGAUUGUUCUACGUUAAUCAGCACAAGCCACCCUUUUGUGAGUUGUUCGUUAUCUUUGGAGGGAAACAAGUUACACCUCGAGUGAAGAAUGACGAGAUAAUCAUGGAGGAUGAUAAUGGGUUCAAGAUUGCCAGCAUGAGAGAUAAGAUAAAUUGUAUAGAUUGGCUAGAGAGAAUGUUCUUUGAUAAAACCAUUGACACCCAACAUAGAAGUUCUUGCGCACCAUCAUCAUCUUCAACAAAUUUCGAGCCGUAUCUUAACCAAAACGAAUGGAAAUUUAGUUUCCAAGAAAUUGAAAAUUAUGCGCAGGAGUUAAUGUCUUUAAAUUUGGAGGAAGGAAGUUCUGGCCAAGACAACCAUGUUUCCCACUUUAACCCAAUUGAGCCAUAUGUCAAAGAACGUAACAGUUCGAAUAACAUGAGUGCCGCAGAAAAUAUUGACAUACUCAAAGAUAAAGUGAAUGAAGCUUACAGAACCAUCCAAUUAAAAAGGAAAGAAGACGAGGCCAAUUGGGAGAGACAUGAAAAAGCUGAAUGGGCUAUUUAUUUGUGUAACCGUCGGGAAGAAGAACUUGAAUAUCUAAUAAAGGAAGAAGUGACAAGAAAGGAAGAACUGAGGAAGGAUCUGGAUGCAGAAAAAGAACAAUUUCACAAAAUUAAAAUGGAUAUUGAGGAUAGCAAGAAAAAGCUUAGUUUAGUGGCAGAGCAACAAUCAGAGCUCCUAAACAGGCUUCAUAUUUACACAUUGGCAGUGCCACAAGCUGAAACCAAACUAGGGAAGGCAUUGGCUGAAAAGACAGAGAUGCUUAUGGAGAUGGAUGGUCUAAGGAAACAAAGGAAUGCAAUGAAUAGAAGCAUUGAAUUUUUUCAGAGAAAAAGAUGCCACAAGAAUGAGUGUAGGCUGAUAGAAAAGGGUUGUGGUUUGAGGGAGUACACAAAGGAGGAGAUCACCUUAGCCACCCAAAACUUUUCAGAGCAAAUGAGGUUGAAAUCGGAUGGGAAUUGGACCAAUGUGUACAGAGGACAAAUUAAUCAUUCCACUGUUGCAAUCAAGAUGCUCAAUCAUGUUCCUGACUUGUCCCAACUAGAUUUCCAAGCCAAGGUGAGGAAUCUUGGUAAAAUUCGGCAACCUCAUCUGGUUGCUAUGUUGGGCUUUUGCUCUGAGCCCAAAUGCUUAGUAUUGGAAUACAUGAACAAUGGCAGCUUGGAAGAAAUGCUAUUUUGCAAGAGCAAAAACCGGGUCUUAAGUUGGCGUGAUUGCAUAAGGAUAGCCAUAGAAGUUUGCUCAGGGUUGGGCUUUCUAAAUGCAGCUCAGCCCAAGCCCAUUGUUCAUUGUCAUCCUUCUCCAUCCAAAAUCCUCCUAGAUUGCAAUCUUGUUGCAAAAAUAACAGGUUUUGGGCUUCAUGGGUGCAGUGAAGAGUGUAAUGAUAAUUCAUCAGAUAUGAAGGCAAUAGGGGUUUUAUUGCAAAAUCUAUUGAAUGGAAGAAGAAAUUUGGUGACAAUGGAUACAGAGGCUUGUUUUGAUGAGAUUGGUGAGCAAUGGCCAUUUGAUGUGGCAAGAGAUGUUAUGGGCUUAGCUAUGCGGUGCAUGUCCAUGAAUUGUGAGCCCAAUGGAGAAAUGAGCAUAACAAGAGUCGUGGAGGAGCUCAAUGAGAUCAGAAAAAAGGGUGAUGACAUGGUUGCUAGGGAAGGAUGGAGGAAUAUAAAUGGGGGAAACGUACAUGGACAAGAUUCUACCCAUGUGCCUAGUGUUUUCAUUUGCCCUAUCCUUCAGAGAAUAAUGAAAAAUCCACAUAUAGCAGCAGAUGGAUUUUCUUAUGAGCUAGAAGCAAUAGAAGAGUGGUUGCAAUCGGGGCAUGACAUAUCACCCAAAAACCUGAAGCUGAAGCACAAAUUACUUACCCCUAAUCAUACCCUCCGUUCCCUAAUUGAGGACUGGCAAGGCAAGAGAUCAGCUAAAGUUGCAAAUUAAUUAAUACUGCACAUCUUUUCAUUAAAAUUAAAAGUUUCAGUGGGUUAAGUUUAAGGUAAACUUUACAAAAUUAUUUAUAGCUACCCACCAAGAUCUUUAUAUUGGUACCAGAAUUGAAACUCAAGCCCUUACGAGAUACGAAGGAUAUCUUUACUAAUUAAAUCAUUUUUUGUUGA
Molecule: messenger RNA, 2702 nt
Organism: Glycine soja
Lineage: Eukaryota; Viridiplantae; Streptophyta; Magnoliopsida; Fabales; Fabaceae
Product: putative U-box domain-containing protein 50
Exons: 7
Coding region: 127-2526 (799 amino acids)
Biological process (GO): protein ubiquitination; protein phosphorylation
Molecular function (GO): ubiquitin-protein transferase activity; ATP binding; protein kinase activity
Source: RefSeq, a predicted model, not a curated record